Nomascus leucogenys (northern white-cheeked gibbon) is the source of this 556-nucleotide messenger RNA. The record is from RefSeq and is a predicted model, not a curated record. Lineage: Eukaryota; Metazoa; Chordata; Mammalia; Primates; Hylobatidae.
CUUCCUGCACCUGUCCGGCCCGGGAAGUGCCAUGGGACAGCUGAUCGCCAAGUUAAUGAGCAUCUUCGGGAACCAGGAGCACAAGGUUAUCAUCGUGGGACUGGACAAUGCAGGAAAGACCACCAUUCUCUACCGAUUCUUGACCAAUGAGGUGGUCCAUACGUGUCCCACCAUUGGCAGCAACAUGGAGGAGAUCAUUCUGCCGAAGACCCACUUCCUCAUGUGGGACAUAGUGAGACAGGAGGCUCUGAGCUUUAUCUGGAACACAUAUUACUCCAACACUGAGUUCAUCAUCCUUGUGAAUGACAGCACGGACCAGGAUCGGCUGCUGACCGCUCGGGAGGAGCUAUAUAAAAUGCUGGCCCGUGAGGCUCUCCUGAUAUUUGCCAAUAAGCAGGACGUGAAGGACUCCGUGAGGAUGGUGGAGAUCUCCCAUUUCCUUAUUCUCAGCACCAUCAAAGACCACUCGUGGCAUAUACAAGGCUGCUGUGCCCUCACCCGGGAAGGACUGCCUGCCGGGCUGCAGGGGAUGGAAUCUCAGGCCGCUGCUAACUGA